Messenger RNA from Peronospora farinosa, 957 nucleotides. Lineage: Eukaryota; Oomycota; Peronosporomycetes; Peronosporales; Peronosporaceae. The record is from the annotation of a GenBank genome assembly.
AUGCACGACGAACUUUCGACGAACGGUUGGUAUUACGUAAACACCCUUCCCACUUCCCCUUCUUCUUCAACCACCUUUAAAUACAAGCACAAAAUAAAAAAAGAACCUCUAAAAAUGGAACACUUGUCCCAUUCAAACCUAGAGCUCUUUGAUUUUGAUUGUAAUUUGACGCAUGAAGAUCUUUGUCACAAUGUCCAGCGAUUGCUACAACACGCAACAGCUGUCGGAGUAAAGGAAAUGGUAGUACCUGGUGCUACAAUCGAAGAAUCUCAACGAGCUAUUGAACUUUCGAGCCACUAUCCGACUCGACUUUUUCCAACGGCUGGAGUCCACCCAUACAAUGCUCGGAUAAUGCCAACAGACGAGGAACUUACAACGCUUCGAAAUCUUGUCAUGCUCGAUAAUGUUUAUGCCGUGGGAGAGUGUGGAUUGGACUAUUCCCCACAUUUUCCCGACCGAGAAUUCCAGAAACAAUGGUUUGCACAACAAUUGGCAAUGGCCUGUGCGUUGAAAAAACCGCUUUUCUUGCACGAACGACUGGCACAUCAAGACUUUAUUCGAUUGAUUGACCAAGCUACCAAGAACUCGGAUGGUUAUUUUCCACCAGCAGUUGUGCACUGUUUUACUGGGAACGAGGACGAGUUAAAGACGUACAUUGGACGUGGUAACGACUGGUACAUUGGUAUCACGGGAUUUAUUUGCAAGAAACAAGGAGCCGCACUGAAAGAAAUGAUCAAACAUGUACCUCUAGAUCGACUUGUUCUCGAGACGGAUGCACCGUACAUGGGAUUUCCAAAGUGUCGAUCUGCUGAGUCUAGUGAAACCAAAAAACAGUAUCCAAACGUGCCCAGUGCAAUGCCCUUGGUGGCUCAAGCUGUUGCCUCGGCUCUCGGUUACUCAUUACAGGAAAUUGCAAUGAUCACGAGAGCUAAUGCACGUCGCUUUCUACGUCUAUGA